This is a messenger RNA of Saccostrea cuccullata (small rock oyster), 2297 nucleotides long. RefSeq names its product 2-hydroxyacyl-CoA lyase 2-like. Gene Ontology annotation, molecular function: acetolactate synthase activity; flavin adenine dinucleotide binding; magnesium ion binding. Gene Ontology annotation, biological process: L-valine biosynthetic process. The transcript has 16 exons. The record is from RefSeq and is a predicted model, not a curated record. NCBI's taxonomy places the organism in Eukaryota, Metazoa, Mollusca, Bivalvia, Ostreida, Ostreidae. Gene Ontology annotation, cellular component: acetolactate synthase complex.
CACACUGUGAAAUGAAAGUGAAAGUAGGUGGCAGAAGCCGACCCAAAGUCCACUGGGACAUCACAACGUCAAACGAUGGCAGCGUCACACAAUGAGAGUUUGCAGAAAUUGUUCAGAAAUCUGGCCAUUCCUGUUGGGUUAUCUGCAGCAGCUCUAGGCACCGUGUACUUCCUGAGGAAGUUCGGAAUAAUUUAUCAGCUAUUUCACAAGGUUGACAGCAAAACGAAGAGAAAUGGUGGCGACAUUGUGGCUGAUGUCCUUAAGGCACAUGGAGUAAAGUACGUGUUUACACUCGUAGGAGGACAUAUCUCCCCGAUACUUGUAGCGUGUGAGAAGCUGGGAAUACGAGUUGUAGACACAAGACAUGAGGUGACUACAGUUUUUGCGGCAGAUGCUGUAGCCAGAAUGUCUGGGACCAUAGGUGUAGCAGCUGUCACCGCUGGACCAGGUUUGACUAACACUGUCACUGUCUCUAAUGACACAUUGCUGACAGUACCGGUUUUAUAUAUUCGGUAGAGGGUAAUUUUAAUGUUACAGGGUAGAGGAGCACUCCAGGAUAUAGACCAGAUGUCGCUGUUCAAACCUUUGUGUAAAUACUGCGCCUCAGUAACAAAGAUCAGAGACAUCGUACCCACACUGAAGAAAGCUCUACACGAGGCACAGUCUGGGACCCCAGGUCCAGUGUUUGUUGAGUUCCCCAUCGACACACUUUAUCCUUAUGAAACAGUUAGACGGGAGAUUGGAACGAAAGAGAAGGGACCUGUAAGCCUAAUCCAGAGGGUAAUCAACUGGUAUCUGAUGAACCACCUUAACAAUCUGUUUGCUGGUGCAUUUGAACCCCGUGACAUGUCACCUAUACCUGUCAAUCAGCAGAAAGCCACACCCUCUCAAGUUCAGAAGAGCAUAGAACUGAUCACCAAGGCAAAAAGACCAGUGGUUCUGGUGGGAAGUCAGGCAACCCUCCCUCCCAUACCUGUAGAUCAACUCAGAAAGGCCCUGGAGGACAUGGGGAUCCCUUGUUUCCUCGGGGGGAUGGCCCGAGGACUGCUGGGGAGGUACAGCCCGAUCCAGGCCCGCCAGAAAAGAGGGGAGGCACUCAAAGAGGCGGAUCUUGUCAUCAUGGCAGGGGCAGUUGCAGACUUCCGACUCGGAUAUGGGCGUGUCCUCAACAGACGUUCUAAAAUUAUCACCAUUAACCGCAGCAAGGAGCAGCUGUAUAAGAAUUCAGACAUGUUUUGGAAGCCUACUGUAGCUAUAGAGGGAGAUGUAGCCAGCUUUAUUGUCCAAAUCUCCCAGGGACUGAAGGGAUACAAGUGUGACCCUGACUGGAUACAGAAACUCAAGGACAAAGAUGAAGAAAAGGAGAAGGCCAAUAGACUGAAGGCUGAUGAGAAAACGGAUCAGCAUCUGAAUCCCCUGAAGGUUUUACACAUUGCGGAGGAAGUAAUGUCUGAUGAUACAGUGAUGGUGGCAGACGGGGGCGAUUUUGUGGCAACCGCUGCAUACAUCCUCAGGCCCCGGGCCCCCCUUCACUGGUUGGACCCUGGAGCCUUUGGUACCCUGGGGGUUGGGGGAGGAUUCGCCCUGGGGGCUAAGCUGUGUCGCCCCGACUCUGACGUGUGGAUUAUCUAUGGUGACGGCUCCCUUGGUUACAGCAUUGCAGAGUUUGAUACCUUCACCAGACACAAGAUACCUGUGAUGGCUUUGGUGGGUAAUGAUGCUGGAUGGACACAGAUUGAGAGAGAACAAGUCCCUAUGUUUGGUAGCAGUGUAGCCUGUAAAUUAGCAUUCACUGACUAUGAGAAGGUUGCUAUUGGUUAUGGUGGUAUGGGACUGAGGCUGGACAGGAGUAAUGAGGACAAGAUUCGCGAGGUCCUAACGGAGACAAUAAAACGGAACAAAGAAGGAAACAGCGUCCUAGUCAACGUUCUCAUCGGGAAGACAAACUUCCGAGAGGGAAGUAUAUCUGUCUGAGGACUCCCUCGUAAACUGUGUACAUAUACAAACCAGAAGUUCAUGUCUACAUUUAAUUAUCUGUGUUCAGCUGUACAUGACUAUAACUAUUAAGUAGAUGUCCUUUUUAUCACAAGUCUUUUUUUCAGAAAGAGUUACUUCUAAACAUUAUUCAAGCUCAUGUCCUGAUUAUUGCAAUUUCUUUCAAAAUGAAUUCCUUUGAAAUAUGUAUACAUCAGCUCCAUCUUUCCGUGUCUGUGAUAUAUUUUUAUACAACACUCCACAAAACAUCAUCAUCUUCAGUGUUAUCAGAACAAAUUUCUAUUAAAAUAUUUAAAGUCUGA